This is a messenger RNA of Cordyceps fumosorosea ARSEF 2679, 1506 nucleotides long. RefSeq names its product pentatricopeptide repeat protein. The record is from RefSeq and is a predicted model, not a curated record. The transcript has a single exon. Gene Ontology annotation, molecular function: protein binding. NCBI's taxonomy places the organism in Eukaryota, Fungi, Ascomycota, Sordariomycetes, Hypocreales, Cordycipitaceae. The coding region runs from base 1 to 1506 and encodes 501 amino acids.
AUGCAGCGUCGAGCGUACAGCGCAGAAGCAUCGUCAUCAAUCGACGCCUAUAUCCAAGGCAUGAUGAAGCCGACACCAGGACCGGAACCAACGACGCGGUCGCCGAGGCUGGUCAACAUACUCACGAGCAAAGCGCCCCCAAGCGACACAGCACUCUUUGCGGCGUCCAUUGACGAGCUGAUCGACCACCUGCACACACUGCGCGGCCGUGAAAAGCCCUGGAUGUCUACCUUAUCCACCGUGGACAGGCACAAGCGCAUCGUGCACCUCGUCAGGCACCUGGUUGUGCAACGCAGGCAGCGGCUGACUGCGUUCCUGUACGAGUGCAUUGUGGACACCUUGGGACAUCCAGAGAGCAGCGGCAAGACCUUGGUUGCCCUGAUGAAGGACAUGGCGUAUCAGGGUAUCGAGCCGACGCCGGCCUUCCACGCCGGGGCCCUCGAGUCCCUCAUGGUGCACCCCAACUACGCCGCCAUGCUGGAGAUUCUGGAGCACGCGCGCGAGCAUGACUGGCCGGAAAACAAGCCAACGCUCGCCGUCGCGCUGCUCCGCGAUGAGCAGUACGAGCUAGCCUACGACACGCUCAUGGAGCUGCACGCGAGCGGUGCUCAGGUCGAGCCGUGGAUCUACGACGUCUUUGUGUUCGUUUUCGGCAAGAUGGGCUUCGUGGACGAGAUGAUGCAGGUGCUGGUGGCGCGGCUGACGCUCGCCUCUACGCAGGGCCUGGAUGCGCUGCAGUUCUUCGCGCUGGACGCGUGCAGCGCCGCGUUCCAUUACCCGGGCACGCUCGCCGGGUGGAAGACCAUGGUGCGCGGUGGCAAGGUGAACCCGCCCGACGGUGUCGUGGAGAACGUGCUCAACACGGCGGCGCGGCAGGCCGACACGGCGCUGGCCAGCGAGGCGCUGGACAUGCUCGCGCAGCGGACCAGGCUGCAGGAUUACCACUACGACAGCGUCAUCGACGCCUUCAUCCUCGAGGGCGACCUGGCCUCGGCAACGCGCCUGCACUGCAUCAUGCAUACCAACGGCGUGCCGGUGACCAAGGCCGCCGCCCGCCGCCUCGUCGCCGCGGCCGCGGCCGCCCGUGCCGGGCCUGAGAUCAACGAGUGGCUGCGCGUCGCCACCGCCGAGCAGGACGGGGAGAGGCUACUGGCGCCGCCGCGCGGCCACCUGCUUGCGGCCGACGCGUCGCCGGCCCUGGAGCUGUAUGCGCGCUAUCAGCAGUUGUGCGGCAGCGGCGAGGCGGUGGUGCGGCCGCCACUCGAAGUGAUGCUGCAGCUCCUACCACACUGCAGCGACGACCAGGACGCGGCGGCCGGGCUGCGCGACGGGGUUCUGGAGGCGCUGCGCGCGCAGGCGGGCGAGGGGCCGCGCCGGAUGGUCGCGCAGAAGCUUCGGGCGGCGGCGGAGGAGCUGAUCCGGGACGGCAGGACGGUGGAGGGUUGGCUUCUGGAGGAAAAGGUCGACGAGAUUAUGCAGCCACCGCAGCUAGAACGGCCGUCGUAG